Messenger RNA from Didymella exigua CBS 183.55, 1329 nucleotides. RefSeq lists its product as uncharacterized. Bases 156 to 1211 code for a protein of 351 amino acids. Lineage: Eukaryota; Fungi; Ascomycota; Dothideomycetes; Pleosporales; Didymellaceae. The transcript is spliced from 4 exons. The record is from RefSeq and is a predicted model, not a curated record.
ACUGGACGCACGUCAGGGAUGCGGGUCGAGUGUGACUGCGAAUGGGCAUUGUUUGCGCAAAGCAAUUUCCGCUCAUUUAAGUCGUGCGCUGCUCGUCUUCGCGAUGAAUUCUCCGUCUUCAGCUCCGCGCUACAAUUGCAAUUCUGAUUGCUGAUAUGUCAGGACGACUACAUAAGAUCAUAGCCUCAGCCUCAGCCUUGCUGCAGCUUUCGAACGCUAAGCUCGCGGAUCCAACUAUCACCGCUCCUGCUGUGCUACCAAGGCAAAAUAGCGAUGCCUUCAUUGGGUACCUUGAGUUGAGCAACACCUGGACUAGCAUUAGUUGCAACUCCGGCCUCACAUGGUAUCAAAGCGGACAGUAUGCUCAGUGUUGUCCAGAGACCGAAACCCAUUGCUACGCGCCGACAGCGUGUGUUGGAGGAUCGCAAAUCUAUACAUAUCCAGACAGCUCAAGUGUGAGAACAAUUGCUUGUACCGAAAACUACCAGAACGCUGCGAUUUCAAUAUGCAAUACCAUCUUUAUCUUCGAGAAUACCCAUGACUCUAAUCCUCGAACGAACAUCAACUGCGGAGACUCAAGCGCAAACUGGUCCUAUUACCGGGAUGUCCCACUGGAGGCGACUGCUACAACAAGCUCGAUACCAGGAGCCACAACCAGCACUCCAGCGCUGCCAACUCAGGCGUCUGAACCCGAACCAGGCUCCAAAGCAUGGAUUGCAGGAGUCGUCAUUGGCCCAAUACUUGGCCUUGCACUUGUAGGAGCUGGUGUUUGGUUCUUUCUGCGCCGCAAAAGGAAGGCUGUGCAGUUGCCUCAGCACAGCAGCGGGGCACACAUCGACUCGGAUUCGCCACCAGCAGGCGUUGAAGGCUACACUGAAGCAAGGCCUCAGUCCUAUCCGGCUCAGCCGACACAUUACAAUUUACCCGGACAAUCGGGUCAAUAUAGGUAUCCUCAGCAAGGCGGUUUCUCGCCUGUGCCCCAAUACGGCUUUCAGUCUGCGUAUAACGCAACUGCAGACCCACAACCAGAAGCGUACACUCACAAUACCAAACGCGAAGGUAUCGGUGGUACUGCAGAGCUUGCUGGCAAUGACACUGGCAUUGCGCGAACUGCGCCUUCGCCACUGGUCGCGGUUCCGGUCUCUGAGCUGAGUGGUGUUGAUGCGAGACGGCUUGGGCAAGAGGAAUUCGACAGCAACAAGCCACAAUAAGCAAGCAGAUCUGGAACGGACGAACUACUGGCCUGGCUCUGAAAUUGGCAGACUGAAAGAGAAUAUGCCUGUGCAAGGCAUCACUGUAACUCCUAGGCCUUCAUACGUUUCUCGAUUG